AUGGCGCGCAGAAGAGAAUCUGGCCCCCGGGCGCAUGACGAAACGCUCUUGAUGAUACCUCCCCCUGGCUUUAAGUUCAUCCCACGAUAUGAAACAGUGUGCGGACAGCCCGGUUGUUUCGAAUGUUUUGAUAUUUACUGCGAGCGUUGCGAGUCAAAAGACAGGCGAAUUAUUGAAUUAGAAAUGCGCAACAAUGACUUAGCAAAGUAUAUUGCGCAGCUGCAGGCGAGGGUCUUUGGUUCCCCCAAGCAGCUGGCAGCAACAGCAGCAGCAGCAGGACCACCGGGUGUACCCCUGCCAGGAGGAGCUGCACAAACACCCCAAUCAGCCACUCUUUUAACCCCCCAACAAGUCAUGCAAAAUUCAGCACAAACAAACGCCGCGCAACUUCGCUUCCCUCAGCCAGACAAACCACAACCAGGUAUAACACAAACUUAA
Eimeria maxima is the source of this 438-nucleotide messenger RNA. RefSeq lists its product as hypothetical. The record is from RefSeq and is a predicted model, not a curated record. NCBI's taxonomy places the organism in Eukaryota, Apicomplexa, Conoidasida, Eucoccidiorida, Eimeriidae. The coding region runs from base 1 to 438 and encodes 145 amino acids. The transcript has 2 exons.